Messenger RNA from Anopheles darlingi, 2584 nucleotides. RefSeq names its product protein aubergine-like. Gene Ontology annotation, biological process: regulatory ncRNA-mediated gene silencing. Bases 54 to 2570 code for a protein of 838 amino acids. The record is from RefSeq and is a predicted model, not a curated record. Lineage: Eukaryota; Metazoa; Arthropoda; Insecta; Diptera; Culicidae. The transcript is spliced from 4 exons. Gene Ontology annotation, cellular component: P granule. Gene Ontology annotation, molecular function: piRNA binding; protein binding.
GAAAGUUAACUUUUGCUGUCAGUAGAUGGUAAAAGGGGUUUCUGAAGGUUCAAAUGAUAUUCGACGAUAGUGCGUUCGUUUUCAACAAAUCUGAAAUUUUAGUGAUUAAUGCGAUGGAUAGAGCAGGUGGCAGAGUUGAUCGCGGAGCUGCGCGCGGUGCAGUUGCGACACUAAACGGCGAUAGAAGUGCUGCAGCUCGUGGGGCUGGACAGCAGAUGCUUGGCCGCGGAGCCGUGCGCUCUGAUCGUUACCUGCCGGAGGUGGUAGUCACUCGUGAUUCGCAAGCUCCUUCUAAGCAGGGUAAGCUAGGCAGAAACCUCGUCCUGCAGGCGAACUACUUCCGACUGACCAGAGCGGAAAACAUGUGCGUCUUCCAGUAUCGGAUCGAUUUCGAACCGGUUAUCGAGAAUGUCGGCCUUAUUUGUGCGCUCAUUAAAACCCAGGCGCCCGUUCUGGGGCCUUACAUCUUCGAAGGAACGAUGCUGUUCCUCUACAACAAGCUCCGCUCGGAGGAGUUGGAGCUGCAAGUACGAGAUUCGCGCACGGAGAAUCUAUAUAAAAUGAGGAUCCGGCAUGUCGGGACGGUCGAUAUGCAGUCGACGAUGGGACUGAUGAUCCUGAAUUUAAUGCAGCGCCAGGCGAUGAACAGUCUGCAGCUGUUGGUAAUGAAUCGCCAUCACUUCGAUCCAAAAGCGAAAAUCGCAAUCCCACAGUACAAUUUGGAGCUUUAUCCGGGCUACAUCACGUCGAUUCGCCAGCACGAAAGGGACGUUCUGCUGUGCGUCGAGAUAACGCAUCGUGUGCUGCGAACCGAUACGGUCUAUAAAAUGUUGAGCGAUCUGCGUGGUUCCCCCGGUGCAUUCCAGAAGAAUUUUCAAACCAUGAUCAUCGGAUCGAUUGUCAUGUGCACCUACAAUUCCAAGACCUACAGAAUUACGGACGUGGACUUUAAUACCACUCCAUCGACGAGCUUCACGAAGAAGGACGGCGGAAGUAUUACUUUCAUGCAGUACUUCAAGGAUACAUACAACGUUACAAUUCGCGAUCCGAAGCAACCGAUGUUAGUGUCCACACCGACCAUGCGCAUGCAGCGGUCCGGAAUCACGACGCCUAUUCUGCUCGUGCCAGAGCUGUGCCGCAUGACCGGAAUUACGGAUGCCAUGCGGAAGGACUUCAAUCUGAUGAAGUGCAUUGCCAAUCAUACGUGCAUUGGUGCGGAUCAACGGUUGGAGCGAUUGGAUCGGUUCAAUAGGCGCCUUCAAGAGACAGCAGCCAGCCGCGAGGUGUUCAAUUUUUGGAAAACGGAGCUAGAUCGUCGAGCUGUGGAAUUGCCCGGCCGUGUUUUUGAUAAUGAGAUCGUUGUGAUGUCCAAGGAAGUAAAAGUAGGAUCGGAUUCGGACUGGACCAAGGCAUUCCACAGCAACCGGAUGUUUAAAUCGAUUGCGUUGAAGAGAUGGUUCGUGGUUUGCGAGGCAAGCAAGCAAAAAUUGGUGCAGGACUUUGUGUCGGCGAUGUUGAAAGUCGCUCCGCCGAUGGGAUUCCAGCUUGGCACACCGGAGACCGUCAUUAUACCCAACGAUUUACCUGCAACGUACUACCAAAUCUUAGAGCAGCUGGCCAAUCGUGAUCCGCCGUUUAUUAUGUGCUUGGUGAGCAAUGAUCGCGCCGAUCGGUAUAGGGCGAUCAAAAAGAAGUGUUGCGUGGAUAGAGCCAUUCCAACGCAGGUCAUCAAGGUGCGCACAAUCAGUAAUCCGCGUUCUCUAAUGACGGUCGCUACAAAGGUUAUCAUCCAGCUGAAUUGCAAGCUCGGAGGAGUACCUUGGGUAACCAGAAAUCCGUUGAAGGACAUCGUGAUCCUCGGGUACGAUGUUUGCCAUGAUACUCGGGAUAAAUCGAAAUCCUACGGAGCCAUUACGGCCACCAUGUUCGGCACUGAUCCGCAGGAUCCUCGACAGUUUUCUUGCGCCGAGCAGCAUCGGAAGGGCGAAGAGUUGUCAAACUUUAUGUCCGCGGCCAUGACGAAGGUGCUUCGCGCGUACCAGCAAGUGUUUGGUCCAGACCGCUUGCCUCGUCGCUUUCUGCUGUAUCGUGAUGGAGUUGGUGAUGGUCAGCUGCAGCAGGUAGUCGAUCAUGAGGUAAAGGCCAUCAAGGCACGUUUAACUGCCGCUUACGAAAACUAUCAGCCGCAUAAGCCGCAGUUGGGCGUGAUCGUUGUCAGCAAGCGUAUCAACACGCGACUGUUCUCCAACGGACGUAAUCCACCCCCGGGAACGGUGGUGGACGAUGUCAUUACACUUCCGGAAAGAACGGACUUUUUCCUUGUUUCGCAAUCAACAACUAAGGGCACGGUCGCACCGACGUCGUACAAUAUCAUUUACAACGAGCUAGGUCUCACGACGGAUCAGAUUCAAGUCUAUACGUACAGACAAACGCUGAUGUAUUACAACUGGUGCGGUGGCGUCCGUGUGCCAGCUGUCUGCCAGUAUGCGCACAAACUGGCAUUCCUUGUGUCCCAGUAUUUAUUCCAGCAACCGCAAGAGGAUCUGGGAAAAUAUCUCUAUUAUCUAUAAUUUCACUCGGGCAG